This is a messenger RNA of Eublepharis macularius, 2804 nucleotides long. It is a transcript of the gene KEAP1, whose product is annotated as kelch like ECH associated protein 1. The transcript is spliced from 6 exons. Bases 242 to 2041 code for a protein of 599 amino acids. The record is from RefSeq and is a predicted model, not a curated record. Gene Ontology annotation, molecular function: transcription factor binding. NCBI's taxonomy places the organism in Eukaryota, Metazoa, Chordata, Lepidosauria, Squamata, Eublepharidae.
CCGCCGCGGCAACAGCAGCGCCUGCCUGCCUGCCUGCGCCAUGGAGGGACCCGGGCGGAGAAGCGGCGCGGGCGGCGCUCGGCGCGAUGCUGGCGGGACGCCGCGGGGACAGCCGGAGACCGGUGUAGAAACAUGGCUGCCUAUCGGGACUCUGUAGAACACUCCCCAGCCGGGCCGUAGGCGCUAGCCUUGCUUUUCUCUCUCUGUUCCUUCGUGUGAUGAGAGAGCAGCAUCUUCUGUGAUGUACUCCCCAGAGUGCAAGGCGGAGGUGACUCCCUCGGAAAACGGCAACCGCACCUUCAGCUACACGUUGGAGGACCACACCAAGCAAGCGUUCAGCAUCAUGAACCAGCUGCGCCUGAGCCGGCAGCUGUGCGAUGUGACCUUGCGGGUCAAGUACCAGAACCUUCCCCCGGCCGACUUCCAGGCCCAUAAGGUGGUGCUGGCCUCCUCCAGCCCCGUCUUCAAGGCCAUGUUCACCAUGGAAUGCCGGGAACAAGGCAUGCAAGUGGUGCCCAUUGAGGGCAUCCACCCCAAAGUGAUGGAGCGCCUCAUCGAGUUCGCCUACACCGCCUCCAUCUCGGUAGGCGAGAAGUGUGUCCUGCACGUCAUGAACGGAGCGGUCAUGUACCAGAUUGACAGCGUGGUCAAAGCCUGCUGCGACUUUCUGGUGCAGCAGCUGGAUCCCAGCAAUGCCAUCGGCAUUGCCAACUUUGCGGAGCAGAUCGACUGUACCGAGUUGCACCAGCGGGCGCGAGAGUAUAUCUACAUGCACUUCGAGGAGGUGUCGAAACAGGACGAGUUCUUCAAUCUCUCCCAUUGCCAGCUGGUGACGCUCAUUAGUCGGGAUGAGCUGAACGUGCGCUGCGAGUCCGAAGUCUUCCACGCCUGCAUCAACUGGGUGAAAUAUGACUGUGAGAACCGGCGCCUCUACGUCCAGGCCCUGCUCAAGGCCGUGCGCUGCCACUCGCUCACCCCGCAUUUCCUCCAAAUGCAGCUGCAGAAGUGCGAGAUCCUCCAGUCGGAUUCCCGCUGCAAGGACUACCUGGCCAAGAUCUUCCAGGACCUCACUCUGCACAAGCCCACCAAAGAUGCCCCCUGCCGGGCGCCCAAAGUCGGCCAGCUUAUCUACUCUGCAGGGGGCUACUACCGCCAGUCCCUCAGUUACCUGGAGGCCUACAACCCUUCCGAUGGCUCCUGGAUCCGACUCGCUGACUUGCAAGUGCCCCGCAGUGGCCUGGCUGGCUGUGUGGUGGGUGGACUGUUCUAUGCGGUGGGUGGGAGGAACAACUCUCAAGACGGCAACAUGGACUCGAAUGCCAUAGACUGCUACAACCCUAUGAACAACCAGUGGUCCCCCUGUGCUGCUAUGAGCGUACCCCGGAACCGGAUUGGCAUCGGUGUGAUCGAUGGCUUGAUCUACGCAGUGGGUGGUUCUCAUGGGUGCAUUCAUCAUAACAGCGUGGAGAGGUAUGACCCGGAACGUGAUGAAUGGCAGUUAGUGGCACCCAUGCGAACGCGCCGGAUUGGCGUAGGGGUGGCCGUACUGAACCGCCUCUUGUAUGCAGUGGGAGGCUAUGAUGGCACGUGCCGCCUCAGGUCGGCAGAAUGCUACUACCCAGAGCGGGACGAGUGGGAGAUGAUCACUCCGAUGAGAAGCAUCCGAAGUGGAGCAGGGGUUUGCGCCCUGAAUAACUGUAUCUACGCCAUGGGAGGCUAUGAUGGCACGGACCAGCUGAACAGCAUGGAGCGUUACGAUGUGGAGACGGGCACCUGGUCCUUUGUGGCAUCCAUGAUUCAUCGGCGGAGUGCUCUGGGGGUCACUGUGCACCAGGGCAAGAUCUACGUGCUGGGUGGCUACGAUGGUGAGACUUUCCUGGCUAGCGUCGAAUGUUACGACCCCACCACUGAUACUUGGGCUGAGGUGACGCACAUGACCUCAGGGCGCAGUGGCGUGGGGGUGGCCAUCACCAUGGAGCCCUGCCGUAAGCAGAUGGACAAGAACUGUGACUGUAAAAGCAACCAGGAAGAGGGGAAAUGAUGGAAGGGAGUCAGUAUUAAGACGCAGCUGCUGCUAAAUCCUCCUCUGCCAGAAUCGAGGAAGAGUGCCAAGGAAGAGUGAAACUUCCAAACCUAUUUAAAACUGCCUGGGAGGUGACCCUUGCAAUGAAUAACUCUUAUUCUGUGUACUGUUUGUCAGGAUCGUUAUAGCUGCUGAUCCUUGUUGCCUCUGCCUGUUGAACAGGCCUAGUUCUGGACUGUGGGAGGGACAGUGCAUCAAGCCAUGAAGAAACAACCCGAGACCUAACCAGAAGGAGAGCAUUAAUGCUCAUGCUCGCUGCACAUUAUUGUUGCGGUCUUCUGCAGUUAAUGAACCGGCAAGCGUUCGUCUAUUGAGGGGGGGGCUGCUUCUGACGUAUCAGCAGGGAGGGGGCAGCACCCCUCUUUGAAAGCUGUGUUGGACAGACAUUUUGAGCAUAGACUCCAAUACCCUUCUCCGUAUAAAUACAUAGAGGGAAUGCUCAGAGUAGGAGGGAGAGCUCUUACAGGAUGUUCUUAUGUGACUGAUGUCCUGCAGGUAAGUAACAGUAUCAACGGGAACAGGAAAGCUCAGGUGUGGCCCUGGCUAAGCUGUUUUUUUGAUCAGUCCCUAGAGGGAAACUGCAGGUACCAGCCUGGGCAAGCCUUGCUUGGGUUUUUUGGGGUGGGGGGUGGGGGGAGAACUCACACCAACCAGGAUUUGAAAUGAACCGGGUUUUGAAUUACACUUUUCACGUGAAUAAAAAAAAUUGUGAUUAGUACUA